GCUAGACUUGGUAUGCGAUAACAGCUGGUGGCCUUCCACCUCCACGACCUUCUUUUACGUGGGCAGCCUGUUCGGGAACGUGGUGUUCGGCUGGAUCGCCGAUAAAUGGGGAAGAAGGACCGCUUUCUUCGCCAUACUCUUCCUCGAGGUGAUAUUCUCGAUCGCCACCAGCUUCAGCCCCAACUACGUCAUCUACACGGCGCUCAGGACCGUCAACGGUCUAUUCUUUCCCGCCAUCUACCAGAUACCUUUCAUAUUGGCGUUGGAGAUGAUGGGUCCGAGGUACAGGACGUUCGCGGGCAUGGUGAUCUGCAUGUUCUUCGCGUCGGCGCUGUCCCUGCUGGCCCUACUGGGUUACCUGUUGCGGCACUGGUUCGCCCUGUCGCUGGCGACUUCGGUGCCGUUCGUCCUCCUGUUCAGCUACUACUGGAUCAUCCCGGAGUCGCCGCGGUGGCUGCUCAGCAAGAACAGGAUCGACGAGGCGGAGGUGAUCGUGCAGCGCAUGGCCAAGAUCAACGGGAAAACGGUGCCGAGCAAUUUCUUGAGGAAAAUGGAGCUGGAGAUCCUCAGGAGGCAGGGGAUCUCUUGCAACGGCACCAAUUCGGGCGAGACCGAGACGGUCCAGGCCGAGGACAGGUCGCCCCCGCCGGCGGCCACGCCGAUGGACCUGGUCAGGAACCCGAACAUCCGCAAGAAGUUCUUCAUCCUGGCGUUCGACUGGGUGGCGAACGCGGUCGUCUACAACGGCCUCUCGUACAACGCCACGAACCUCGGGGUCUCCGACUACCUCGCCUUCUUUAUCGGCGGCCUCGUGGAAAUACCCUCGUACGUGAUCACCUGGUACGCGAUGGACAGGCUAGGCAGGAGAUGGGUGCUGUGCUUGACCAUGCUGCUGGGCGGGUUGGCUUGCGUCUCCUGCAUGUUCGUCCCCGAAGACGCCGUCUGGGUGACGGUCAGCCUGGCGAUGAUCGGCAAGUUCGGGAUCGCAGCCUCGUUCGCCGUCUUCUACGUGUUCGUCGGCGAGCUGCUGCCGACGGUGCUGCGCUCGCAGGCGAUGGGCAUCGCCUCGUUCAUCGCGGGCAUCGGUCUGCUCGCGUUCCCGUACAUCGUGCACCUGGCCGUCUACUCGAGGGUCCUGCCGCUGAUCAUCAUGGGCACGCUGAGCGUCGCCGGCGCGCUCACCUCCAUCUUCCUACCGGAGACGCUGAACAUCCACCUGCCGCAGACGAUCGAGGAGGGCGAGCUGUUCGGGGCCGACUUUAAGCUCUGGUCCUGCCCGACGUUGCCAAGGAAGCGGAGGAAUCCCGAGGAGAAGCGGGAAGCGUUGCCGCUGAGGUGUUCGGCGAACGGCCGGCCCGGCAGUCGGUCCUCGGCGUCCAAAUCCCAGGAGGACGAGGCCGACCGGCAGUCCGCGAGCUCCGGGUCCGAUCAGCCGAGGCCCGAGGAGAGCAGAGAGGCCGCGGAACCAGAGGAGCUAGGCCAGAUCACGACCACGGAGGUCGUCGUCGAGCCGAAGAGGACGCAAUGAACUUCCGUUGUAACAUAAUUACUACCGGUGCGCGUCCGUCGCGAGGUUUCCGCGCCGCGACUCUUCGAAGCUCGACGACCGUCGCACCGUUAACGUGCAACAGGGUAUACGCGUC
Nomia melanderi (Alkali bee) is the source of this 1643-nucleotide messenger RNA. The record is from RefSeq and is a predicted model, not a curated record. Lineage: Eukaryota; Metazoa; Arthropoda; Insecta; Hymenoptera; Halictidae.